This is a messenger RNA of Clunio marinus, 429 nucleotides long. Lineage: Eukaryota; Metazoa; Arthropoda; Insecta; Diptera; Chironomidae. The record is from the annotation of a GenBank genome assembly.
AUGGAAAUUUUCAUGUGGACAUUCGUGAAAUUUAUGGACAUCCGGAGGCUGAAAUGGUGGGGCAACUGGAGUGAAAAUAAAGCAAUUAUAAAUUCGGAAUCAGUUAGAUGGAAGAGAAGAGGAGAAAAAAACGCGUUUUCGGACGAUGAUUGUAAAGAAGGGGUGGUCGACUUCAUCUUCUAUCUUCUAACCAGCAAUAGGAGUAUAUUUCGAGUUCACAAUUUUGUCAAAGUGGAUUCUGCUCGUUUUGGUAAAAGUUUUUGUGUAAUUAAACCAAUAUCGUUAGGAAGAGAAAAUAAUUCAACACGAGCUUGUCUUCAUGUGAAAUGUGAAUAUAAAGUCCCAAGUCCCCGGCAUUUGAAAACUAUCAAAUUCACUUUGCCCAGGAUUUUCCUCAUUUUCAUAUUGGUUUUUCUUCAACUUAAGUAA